Messenger RNA from Aspergillus saccharolyticus JOP 1030-1, 570 nucleotides. RefSeq lists its product as uncharacterized. The record is from RefSeq and is a predicted model, not a curated record. The transcript is spliced from 3 exons. Lineage: Eukaryota; Fungi; Ascomycota; Eurotiomycetes; Eurotiales; Aspergillaceae. Bases 66 to 386 code for a protein of 106 amino acids.
UAAAGCUAAGGCAAGCAACACUUGUCUUGAUAAAAGUUCAACUAACCUGAUAAACCGAUAUUAAGAUGUGGUCUACGAAAGCUUUUAUUCUACUAUUUACAGCGCUGGGAGCUGUGGGAAGCCCAGUUGCUGAGGUAUAUCAGCGGCAAGCAGUUUCUUGUCCGUCCGGCUAUACUGCUAAAUGCUGCCCGCUUCUUGUCCCAACUAAUGCCCUUGGGACCCAGCUGACAGUGGGUGUCGGCUGCUCACCCUUAAGCACUACAUGCAGUACGUAUACAUCGUGCUGUAAGACUGAAUCAUUUGUGGUAAAAUUUCUUACUAUCUGUGAGGGGUCUUCUACCGGGGGUAGUGGAUCUGCUGGAAAUCCUGGUGGGUCAGUAGGCUGAGUUCGUCUGCCGUAGGUGAUUUUGUUGAGCCCGAAGGAAAAGUAGUAAUGUAAUUGUUGGUAUACUGUAUUAUCUGCAGAGAUUGAACGCUGCUUUAAAAAACUGUCCCGUCGAUACUAAUAUGAACUAUCAACAGAAAUGAAUUAAGAGAUACCUGGAAUGGAAGUCAACUGCUGACUGACAU